This is a messenger RNA of Macrosteles quadrilineatus (aster leafhopper), 3941 nucleotides long. RefSeq lists its product as uncharacterized. Gene Ontology annotation, molecular function: histone H3T3 kinase activity; ATP binding. Gene Ontology annotation, biological process: intracellular signal transduction; protein phosphorylation; mitotic cell cycle. The coding region runs from base 269 to 3724 and encodes 1151 amino acids. The record is from RefSeq and is a predicted model, not a curated record. Lineage: Eukaryota; Metazoa; Arthropoda; Insecta; Hemiptera; Cicadellidae. The transcript has 14 exons. Gene Ontology annotation, cellular component: cytoplasm; nucleus.
UGGAAAUGAGAAACUUCAAUUCAAUUGAAAUGAAAUCAAAUGAAUUGGAUUACAACAAAACAACAAACGAACAAACAACUAACUUUAACUUAUAAGUUACAAGCUCAAGUUCAAGUUACUUUUUACAACAAGCAUAAACAAAAGUCUACUGAUAGUGCUAGAACUAGAAGUGCUUCUGAUUUAAAAAAAAAACUUGUCCAUAAGGCUUAAGUUAUUUUGUAAUACUUUCAUUCAGACUUUGAUUUGACUAGAAAAAAAUUUAAUUGAAAUGAGAGUGACGAACACUUACUCUAGAAAGAACUCUAGAAAGAAGCGCAGAAAUCGAGGGGGAAAUUCUCCAAAUAAUGUCAACAUAAAUUUGAUUUUCCUGUCAGUCAACAUUACAAACAACUCUUCCCAAGAAAACAAUGCCAAACCAGAAACAAGUCAAUCACAAUCAGGAGACUUGUUCGACAAGUUGGUUAAAGGCCCCAUCUAUAAUGUGAACAACAAGUCUAACAGUCGUUUCAGUGUGUCGGAUUACAACAAACCGUUCUUUAACCGUCGGCAAGAAACAAUAACCCAUUACAAGAGUGACGAUGCCUUAUCCAUAUCUACAGAUGUCUCAAAUCAUCUAUUCAAGGACUCCAAAGACUCUCAAAACAUCUCACCAAUGUGGAUGACAAGCCCACCUCCAUAUUGUAAGAUAAAGAAUAAACUAGUAAAAAUAGAGAAGGAUCCCAAAUUGACUGUGAGUAAGAAAAGUUACAAUCGUGUCAUGAAAAAACGUCCUCUAUUGAGAAAAAAUAAACCUUUUACCAAAUUGAAUUCAGAUGACUCAAUAAAGUCAAGUUGUACUUCUAGCACCCCGACGAGGACAGAUGUGGCGUUUGACAGAGAUAUUUGGGUAGCCUCACAUGUUUCUCCCAUUUUACCUACUCAAGGACUACAACCUAGUAUCUUCACAAGUAGAGCUAUAUGUUACAAAAACAUGGUAUCGAUUGAAGAGAUAAAAAAAGAAGAAAAGCCAAAUCCUAUGCUUGGUUUCUCUGCAUUGUUAGAGGGGUUUGGAAACUUGGGAAUCCAAAGUCCUCAUCACAAAAAACUUGCAGUUUUACAAGCUGAUAAAAAGUCCAACCAAGAACUGUUUGAUUAUGAAAGCCCAUUACGUCUUCCUGCAAAUUGCCAAAGUAGAGAAACAAAUCCAGAAAGUAUAACAUCAAAUGUAGAAUUGUUACCAGUAGAUGUUGGGAGGAACUCAAAUGUUUGUAAAUCAUUGCAGUCAAGUGAAGAUAAUUCAAAUGAUUCAAGUAUUUCCACAACUUGCCAGAAGAAGUGUAAUGAGGAAAAUUCAAAAGAGUUUGCAUCUGAUCUGUCAUCGAGUCCAUUUUUAGGUUUCGACAACAACAGUAACGAGUCUCAAACCUCGGCUGUUUCAUCUCCUCAAAGUGAAGCUGUAACAAACCCAGACCAUUCAUCAUCUAAUGAACAAAGGUUAUCUUCAAACAAAAUAUUGCCUUCAAUCUUCAUAGAGGAAUUAAAAAGUGAUCAUGAGGAACAGACAGACUCAAAAAAUACAAUUUCAAGCAGCAGUAAGGUAUCUUCCGCCAGUCGUAGUGAAGAGUCUAAUUCUAUUAGUUUGGCAGAAAGCUUGGAAAAAUCUGGUAAUAGUGAUGUAGUAAACAGUUCAUCAACAAUUCCUGAACAUAUAUCUGAACAGCAACAAUAUCUAGAGAGCAAAGAUGAUCUUACUGAGAUUGAAGAGAACGAAGUUGAAAAUGAAAGUGUUUCGAAUGAAUCCUUUGAAGAAAAACAGGCUUUUGAAUCAAAACCUCUAAGUGAUAUCACAAAUUCUUUAUCUCUCAAAGCUGACUGUGCAAACGGAAGAGAAACUUUGAAAAAAAAAUCGGUUCCAUUUAGCACAGAAAGCAAGAGAACGUCACAUUAUAGUUUAAGAGGCAGACUGAGCAGUUAUCCUCCCAACACUGAAUUGAAUGAAACUUUUGCUAAAUUAAGUUUAGAAGCUGGAAAAAGAUGGCGGAGAUCUUUACUUCGUCAGAGACAAGAGCCAAGGUUAAAUAAAAGAGAGUCUCUCACAUCAGAGACCAUAUUCAGGCUUAUCAGGGAAUCUAGUUUUGCAAGUGGUUUGAACAUAACAAAGAUGUCAUACAACAACACCACCAGAAUCCUCGAUAGUUUUCUGGAGGAACAAGAAACAAAAGACUGUGGACCAGUCUCAAAAGGAAGCCCUGGAUUGAACCUUACGCACAGUAGACUUAGUAAUGUGUAUAUGAACAGAAGAAGAAAUUAUGUCUUUGAUAUGAAUGAUAUACCAGAAGAAAUUGCUGAACAUUCCAACGAUAGUGUUGAACAUCUUCAGAAUUUAAAUGUAACACAAAACCACCAAGACACUGUGGCAGAAGAGGAUGAAAAUUGUGAAACAAGCGUAAACCAAACUAAUGUAUUUGAAACUCCUCCAAUCCUUCGGUUGAAUCCUGAGGCUCUUUCUACAAUAACGAAUAGAAAACGAAGUCGAAGAAAUCUACAAAAAUCAUUGGAAAGGAGUAUUCUUUGGGAUGAAGAGGAAGAAAAAGAGCCGGUAGAUGAGGAAGAUAACUUUUACAUGUCUUGCUUAAGCGUAUUGGAUUUAGAAGAUGAAAUUGAAAACCUGAAGAACCAAGAUGCAGCAGCUAUAGGGAAAGUCGGGUUUCUGCUCCAGUGUGGACAGCAAGCUCCGAUUACGUUUUCUGAAGCUUUCCCGGAUGAGGUCUUAAGUUCUGGACGGAAGAUUGGAGAAGGAGUGUUUGGAGAGGUUUUCAUGCUGGAAAGACCAGGUGAAGGGAGAUCUGUUAUCAAAAUAAUACCAAUUGAAGGUGCCCAAAUGGUCAACGGCUCGGUGCAGAAACGCUAUGAUGAGGUUCUCUCUGAACUUAUUAUAACUGAAGAACUGAGCAUGCUACGCAAUAACAGUGAUAAUUGCACGGGAGGAUUUUGUGAGUUGAAAGGCAAAUUUUACCUCCAAGGACAGUAUUCCCCCUUACUACUGAAGCUGUGGCAUGAAUUUGAUAAGGAGAAGCGAUCGGAGAAUGAAUGUCCCGAUAUGUUUGGGCCAGAACAGCUGUACCUGGCACUAGAGUUGGCUCAUGCUGGGGAGCCUGUCGAGUCUUUCAGCUUUAAGAACCUUCAGCAAGCUUUGAUAGUGUUCCUUCAGACUACCUUCUCACUAGCUGUUGCCGAGACUGCAGCUGAUUUUGAGCAUCGGGACUUGCACAUUGGCAAUGUGUUGGUGCAGCCAACAUCGGAAAAAUAUGUCUCUUAUGUGCUGAAUGGGCAAAGAUUCGAGUGUCCCACUUUUGAAACUAUGGUGACAAUCAUCGACUACACACUAUCCAGGAUCUCAUUUAGAGAAGACGUUCUGUACUUGGACCUGGAGCAAGACCCGGAACUGUUCACUGCUACAGGCGAUUAUCAGUUUGAAAUCUACCGAGAGAUGAGGGCUGAUCUCAAACAGAACUGGAGGUCUCAUAAGCCGAAAACAAACAUCAGGUGGUUACAUUAUCUCAUAGACAAAUUUACAAGCAGAAUCAAAUACAAACAGAAGAAAAACACUAAAGUCUUCAGAGAUUGUAUGGACAAGAUGUUGAGACUGAGAGAAAUGGUACUCGACUUUGAGAGCGCAACUGACUUGGCCUUUCAUCUAAUCUACUUCCAUUGCCAAACAUCGUCGCUGAUCAGGACUGAAUAGUCUGCCAACUGUUCGACUACCUUCUCACUAGCUGUUGCCGAGACUGCAGCUGAUUUUGAGCAUCGGGACUUGCACAUUGGCAAUGUGUUGGUGCAGCCAACAUCGGAAAAAUAUGUCUCUUAUGUGCUGAAUGGGCAAAGAUUCGAGUGUGAAUCCUUUUGGAUGCUCUUAUCAUAGUGAGUUUGUCCUGGUCAAAGAAACAACAAAAUUCACAAAU